Messenger RNA from Aspergillus welwitschiae, 2888 nucleotides. RefSeq names its product putative chitin synthase activator (Chs3) (gene chs3). The coding region runs from base 496 to 2592 and encodes 698 amino acids. NCBI's taxonomy places the organism in Eukaryota, Fungi, Ascomycota, Eurotiomycetes, Eurotiales, Aspergillaceae. The record is from RefSeq and is a predicted model, not a curated record. Gene Ontology annotation, molecular function: protein binding. The transcript has 4 exons.
CUCUCCCCCCCAAAAAUCCUCCCACUUCUUUGCCAAUCCCACUUGGCAGUCUUUUCUCUUUCUUUCAACGGCUCUCUCGCUUCGUUUGAGUGGCCUUUGGACCUUCGUUUGUCCCCCCGUGUUCCCAUUCACUCCUCUGCUCUGCGUGAUGGAAUCCAACAGCUGCAUCCCAUCAGGACCCAUCGUUUAGCGUUUGCUGCAAGCUUCUCCACAUUCCAGCAGUCCCUUGUCCCGCGAUCCCUGAUCCCCCCUCGUUGCCUUGUCUCGUUCCAUUCGUUUGCAGCUCCCAAGACCCUCGUCACCUCGCUCCAGCGCACAUGGCAGGUUUCAUAUUCCAUGCAUAGUCCACAGUUUAUCGCAUAACUCCCGGGUCAAUCCAAAUUCCCUUGACGGACGUCCCCACUGUCAAGGAUUGUUCUGCGGCCAGGCUCGAAAUAUACAUUUUUUGCAUUUUGGAAUUCACCGAUCGCAUCUCAAACACAAGAAUCAAGCGGGAUGGAGCGCUCUGCCAGCGCCGGCUAUCCCCAGCCGCUUUCUUCCCCUCCACCUGUUUACCUUCGUUCUUCUCCCCCCAUUCCCCCGGUGCCCCGUGAACCCCGCCGGGACAGCUUCAAUCGCUUGUACAGCAAGCCUAUUCCCAGAAAAUCUCUGACAGAUCCGGUGUCUAUGCCGGAAGAUCGCCCCGAAAGCCAACGGCAUUCGGUUCCGCGGGUCAGAAUCCAUGGAGAAAGCGAUCAGCCAGUGCCGGAAUUUCAUGAGGAUGGUUUUGCAAUGACGCUUCCCACUGAUGAAUUCGCCCAAAUAUCUCUCUCUGAGCAGCAGCAGACUCAUGGAAAGACCAUCGACGGAUCAUCCUCACCGGGGGUGGAAAUCUUCAAAGCCGGCCAGCUACCAGAGAAUGCGGCUUACGGACACACACCUCGUAGCAGUGCCUCUUGGUCAGUAGUCGAUCCUCACACAAAAGACGAUAGCCUCGCCAAUACUAGCACGUCUUCCUUGGACCAACAACCUGCCAAGGACAGUCAGACCAGCUCUUCCCGAGAUAGUCUCGACAGCGCAACGCAAGCCUCCGAAAUCUACGAACCUUUGCACUACCAUCAUCGACCGUACGAAGCUCCCCAGCCUGCAAACCGGCAAUCACCAGCAAGUGGCUCAUCUGAGAAUCUGCCGAAGCCACGCCCAGCCGCCAAUCGUCGCUCUCUUUCGACACACUCGCUCGGCUCCGACCUGGGUGAAAGACGGAGAUCUUCUCGGCUCUCCCCAUACCUUCACGCCCGUGCACCAUCCCGUGAAUCCAGUGUAUCUCCUGAUGUCCGACCAGUAUCCUUCGUUGAACAGCUUAACAGCUGCUAUCCGCAACCCGGACCUGCCCCUGUUCAGAUUGACAACUCCCAUCUGCAAUCUGCUGUCGGCAAUAACGCAUCGCUGCUGAGCCACAAGCAAACGUUCGACAUGUAUCUGGCAAAUGUCAAGAAGACUGAUGACCCCGCCAUCCAGUAUGAGUUUGCCAUCUUUAUGGUGAACGCAAUGUUGGAAAUGCCUGCCGAUGAGGUCGACGGUGCAUCCGCAGUGUAUGGCCGGAAGGGAAGCGACAUUAACCGUGCUAGCCUUCUACGAGAGUCCAAAUCCAUCCUCCAGCGCCUGGCUGAUCGUAGCUAUCCCUUUGCUCAAUACUAUCUGGCUGACGGAUAUGCUUCGGGGUUGUUCAGCAAAGGGAAAGAGGACUAUGACCGAGCGUUUCCACUGUUUCUAGCAGCCAGUAAACACGGACAUGUCGAAGCAUGCUACCGGACUGCUUUGUGCUAUGAGUUUGGCUGGGGUACCCGAGUUGAAGCCGCCCGGGCACAGCAGUUCUACCGCCAGGCAGCAUCCAAAAACCACCCCGGCGCGAUGCUACGUAUGGCGAAGGCCUGUCUGGAGGGCGACAUGGGGCUCGGAAAGCGCUAUCGCGAAGGCAUCAAAUGGAUGAAACGCGCUACAGAUUCAUCCGAUGCUCAGUAUAACUCUGCUCCUUACGAAUUGGGAUUGAUGCACGAAACGGGAUAUGGCGACGACGUAUUUCCAGACCCUGCAUAUGCUGCCCAGCUGUUCACCAAAGCAGCGGACUUAGGCCACAUUGAGGCCAGCUAUCGCUUGGGCGAUGCCUACGAGCACGGCAAACUCGAAUGCCCCAGAGACCCUGCCUUGUCGAUCCAUUUCUAUACCAACGCUGCACAGGGUGGCCACCCUCUGGCCAUGAUGGCACUGUGUGCUUGGUACCUCAUCGGAGCAGAGCCGGUGCUUGAAAAGGAUGAAUAUGAAGCCUACGAAUGGGCUAAACGUGCCGCGGAGACUGGACUCACCAAGGCGCAAUAUGCGGUUGGAUACUUUACGGAAACAGGAAUUGGCUGUCGGCCAGACCACCUAGCAGCCAACGUUUGGUACGUGCAAGCAGCGGACCAAGGCGACAUCCGAGCUAAGCGCCGAAUUGCCGCCAUUCGAGCAGCUGUCGACGGGGUUAAUCCCGAGAAGGCCAGUGCAGCAGCUGCGGGCACUGGCCGCGGGCAGAAGGAAAAGAAAGACGGGAAAUCGAAACGAUUUGGUAUAUUUUAAGCAUGGCAUAUCUUCAAUGACCCUGAGAGGGUUCCGCAUCUUGACAGCAUCUUGACCAAUUUACGUUCAUCAGCACCAUUUCACACAUUUUUAGCGACAACGAACUGCACGAAGAAGUUUUGAGCACAUUUGGGCAUUUAUUCUGGAUUAUACUGAGCGAUUCAUUGAUUCACGCGAACUCUGUUUCUCCUCAGCAUUACUGGGAUUGGACCUGUACAAAUUCUGUAUCAUCCAUAAUGAUUUGCGGAGCAUAUAAUCAACUUGAGGACCAUCAUAUCCUCCUUUUUAAUGUUUUA